CUGGAGCCGGGUCUGGCGGCGGUGCGCGCUGCUGCCACGUCGGACGGACCGGUUGAGUUCGGGGCGCGGGAUGGCGGCACGGUGAGAGCGGCGAGGCGGCGGCGAUGGCGGCGGGGCUGCUGCUGCUCUGCUCCGCCCUGCUGUGCGCAGUGCUGGGCUGCGCGGGCGCGGCGCUGAUCCCCCCCGCGGCCGACGUGAAGGUGGAGGUGCUGCAUAAGCCUUUCCUCUGUCACCGGAGGACCAAGUGGGGGGACAUGAUGCUGGUUCACUACGAGGGCUUCUUGGAGAGGGACGGCUCCAUGUUUCACUCAACUCACAAGCACAACAACGGUCAACCUAUGUGGUUUACACUUGGCAUAAGGGAAGCUCUCAAAGGCUGGGACAGAGGGUUGAAGGACAUGUGUGUGGGAGAGAAACGGAAGCUGACUAUUCCACCAGCCCUUGCUUAUGGAAAAGAAGGGAAAGGAAAAAUUCCACCUGAGAGCACAUUGAUUUUCAACAUUGACCUUCUAGAAAUUAGAAAUGGACCAAGAUCUCAUGAGUCAUUCCAAGAGAUGGAUCUUAAUGAUGAUUGGAAACUAUCCAAGCAAGAGGUGAAAAUUUACUUGAAGAAAGAAUUUGAAAAGCAUGGAGCAGUGGUAAAUGACACCCAGCAUGAUGCUUUGGUUGAAGACAUAUUUGAUAAAGAGGAUGAAGACAGUGAUGGGUUUAUAUCUGCAAGGGAAUUCACGUACAAGCAUGAUGAGCUGUAGAAAGAAAAGAGUGGCGUAAUUUUUUUGGACACAAAUAGCAGUGACUUAGACUGUCUGGUUCUCCUGUCAUCUUAAUUCUGUGCUUCAGAAUUGACAAUUGCUGUUGGCAAAGAAACACUUUGUUUAUAUAAAAGAGAAUUUCUGUUCUGUUCUGUUCUGUACAAAUGUUUUAAACUGUUUUAAAGUGUGAAAAUGUUCCUCCUCUUACACAGCGAAGACUUGCACAUCAGUGUUUUUAAAGUUUUGUAUUAAAUUAUUUUUCAGAAAUGAAACAAA
Molecule: messenger RNA, 1028 nt
Organism: Haemorhous mexicanus (house finch)
Lineage: Eukaryota; Metazoa; Chordata; Aves; Passeriformes; Fringillidae
Gene: FKBP14
Product: FKBP prolyl isomerase 14
Exons: 4
Coding region: 105-752 (215 amino acids)
Molecular function (GO): calcium ion binding; peptidyl-prolyl cis-trans isomerase activity
Source: RefSeq, a predicted model, not a curated record